AUGACAGACGCCUACGAUAGAGUCAAAGGCGAUGAAGAGCACAUCUUGAAACUCGCUGAUGGCCGCCAAUUAGCGUACGCCUGCAACGGGCCGCGCGAUGCAAAGACUGUCAUCAUCUUCUUCGCCGGUCUCUUUAGUGUCGGUACAGCACAUCAAGUUCCGGUACCUUGUGCCGAUAAAAACGUGUUGUGGAUUGCCCCCACUCUUGCAGGCAUGGGAAACAGCAGCAGCCGCGAUCCAAAGGAAGCCUACCACGUUGUGCUUGCUCGCGAUAUCUCGGCGCUGCUCAAGCACUUUUACCCAUCGGACGAUUACGAUGCACUCUACGUUGCAGGCGGUUCAUACGGCACCGUUCAAGCACAGAUGCUGUACGGGGCCCCCUAUGACUUGUUUCCCGCGGGCAAGAAGAUUGCCGGUUGCUUCUUACUGGCAGGCUUUUCGCCGUUCAAGUACGACAAGAACUAUACCAAGGCGCUCAGCUGGCAAAACUGGAUGUCCGUCGGGCCGCCAUCACAGAUGCCCUUCCGUAUGCUGCAAAAGGUAUUCAAAUCUGCCAUUGGGUCCAAGAUGGGCUCUGUAGAGGGCGCCAAGACGUUUCUGGACCAGACCAUCUUUGGUAAGAUGAGUAAGAACGAGAAGGACGAGUUUGCCCAGUAUGCAGCUCGUAAGGGUUUCACGGUUGACGAAUUCAUCGACCGUCAGGCCCGAGGUGCUGUCAAGUCGUCUCAGAACUGGGACGGCUUCAUGGAAGUGUCCGAUGUGCUGCACUCGGACUGGGGGUUUAACCCGGCGACACUGGAUGACGAGCAUGCGCAAAAGCCGGUGCUUGUAGUCGGAUCCGAGCACGAUGAGUUGGGCGGCAGCAAUAAUGCCUGGCUUGUAGCAAAUUACAAGUCAGCAACAGAGAAGACGGUGCCGGGCGGACAUCUCUCGACGUUGUAUUACAUGGAUGAGUUAUGGGCAGACAUGUUUAAGCUCGCCGAAGACGCGCCGUAA
This is a messenger RNA of [Torrubiella] hemipterigena, 996 nucleotides long. The record is from the annotation of a GenBank genome assembly. Lineage: Eukaryota; Fungi; Ascomycota; Sordariomycetes; Hypocreales; Clavicipitaceae.